GCAACACGCCUCCAACUGACCUAUUUUCGUAGCGUCCUCUAUAAACAAACGACUGAUUCAUCGAUUUUCUGUUCGGCAAAUAAAACGAAAAUUUGUAACACAAUAAUACAAGCUCUGCACUUUGGUUGUGGAUCGGUCACAAAAGAAAGUGUAAUAUAUACUACAAGGUUAAGCUGUGUUAAGAAAAUAAAAUUUCAAGAUGGUUGACUUCCACAUUUCGUUCAACGUUGCUAUGGUUAUUGCGGCUGUGCUGGGAGAGCUUGUUAGCUUCUUCUUCUACAACCAUCAUUCGUCUUGGGGAAGGAGUAUAGGGGAACGCUACUUGCUCUCAGCCAUCGUCUGCCAAGCUAUUCUUGUCGUGAUACUGAAAUGGAUCAUGGGGCAAUACUUCACCAUUAAAAACUGGGAGGAUGCCGCCAUCUUGGCUUUCUGGUUGAGCCUCAUCUUCUUCGCCCUCGAGGCCCCGCAUGUGGUCCACGAUCAUAGAAGCUUGUCGUACUUUCUCGGACACUGGCUUCACAAAUUCUGCGUUCUUUUUGUGAUGAUCUUCGCUUUGUUUUAUUUCCGUCAUUAUUAGAUAGCGCUAAGAACGUUGGUUAUUAGUGACGUGUAUUUACUGACUCCUUCACGGGCAUGAUUUUAGCUUUAGCAUGAUAGUGACAAUUCAUAGGAAGGUAGAUGUUUGUAAAUUUAAAAUAUAUACCUAUUUUGUUGUUUUAGCAUAGUUUUAUCUCUGAUACAAACAUUGAGAGAUCGUGAAAAACAAGAUGACAGACAUGCUGGAUAAGACAUCUUAUACUUUGAUAAAUUAGUGUUGAAAGAAGUGAAAUACGACAUGUACAGACUUGUUUCUUUAGUGUUACAUUAUGAAAAUAUAUGGCUAUUGUACAAAGUCUUCUACGAGGAAAUCCAAAUUUAUUUAACUGUCCGUAAGUCAAUCUCAGGAAUUUAACUGUUAACUGUUUUAUGUUGUAUGUUAUUCUAGUAAUCACUUUUGCUUGGUGACAGAUGUUGUUUGUUACAUGAGAAAAAAAAUGACAUAGUUUGAAUGUUGUGUUGAUCAUCUUAUUAAAUAUUCCAAAUCUCCUGUA
Molecule: messenger RNA, 1091 nt
Organism: Ruditapes philippinarum (Manila clam)
Lineage: Eukaryota; Metazoa; Mollusca; Bivalvia; Venerida; Veneridae
Exons: 3
Coding region: 200-577 (125 amino acids)
Source: RefSeq, a predicted model, not a curated record